Molecule: messenger RNA, 3404 nt
Organism: Cicer arietinum (chickpea)
Lineage: Eukaryota; Viridiplantae; Streptophyta; Magnoliopsida; Fabales; Fabaceae
Product: replication factor C subunit 1
Biological process (GO): DNA replication; DNA repair
Cellular component (GO): DNA replication factor C complex; nucleus
Molecular function (GO): ATP binding; DNA binding; DNA clamp loader activity
Source: RefSeq, a predicted model, not a curated record
ACGAGAAAGUAUUUGUCAAAAAAAAAAAAAAAGUAGUAAUAAUAAAAUUAGAGAGCAAGAGUGAGGUUCCAUAUUCCUUACACUCACAGCUCCAACAAAGUUGUUUCUGUUCUCCCGCCACUACGCACAAAUGAGUGAUAUAAGGAAGUGGUUCAUGAAAUCACAUGAAAAGACUAACAAUGCCGCCGCUAACUCCAAUCAACCCAAGAAGCCUUCUCCGGUUAAACCCGACCCGGACAAAACGGUACCUGAAGGUCAAUCAAGUUCGGGCAGGAGGAAAACUAGCAAAUAUUUUAAUACAGAUAAACCGAAGCCAAAAGAUGAGAUAGAAACGGGGGCACUCCCUGCUAAAAGGAAGACUAUGAAAGGCAAUGAGGAAGAUGAUGGAGAUGACUCUGUUCCAUCCACAAAUAAAAAGAAGUUAGCUGGUUCCACUCCUACAAAAAAAUUGAAGAGUGGGUCUGGAAGGGGGAUCCCCCAGAAAUCUGUAGAUUUAGAAGAAAGUGAUGAAGACAAUGAGAAAGACGAUGUGUCUCCCAUUAAAUCUAGUGGAAGGGGUCGUGGUGGAAGAGGGGCAUCAACACAAGCAACUGGUGGGAGAGGCCGAGGGGUUGGUCGGGGAAUCCCCAAGAAGUCUGCAGAUUUGGAAGAAAGUGAUGAAGAUGAUGAGAAAAAUGCUGUGUCUGCUAAAUCUGGUGGAAGGGGUCGUGGUGGAAGAGGAGCCUCUACACAAGCAGCUGGUGGGAGGGGCCGAGGGGGUGGUAGGGGGGGAUUCAUGAAUUUCGGUGAAAGAAAAGAUCCUCCACACAAGGGAGAAAAGGUAGUCCCUGAAGGUGCUCCUGACUGUUUAGCUGGUUUAACUUUUGUAAUCAGUGGAACGCUUGACAGUUUGGAACGAGAAGAAGCAGAAGAUUUGAUUAAACGCCAUGGUGGUCGUGUCACCACAUCAGUCAGCAAGAAAACAAAUUAUUUGUUAUGUGACGAUGAUAUUGGGGGAAGGAAGUCUGCAAAAGCAAAAGAGCUAGGAACUUCAUUCCUCACAGAGGAUGGGUUGUUUGAUAUUAUUCGGGCUUCAAAACCUGCAAAAACUACCUCAAAACCUGCAAAAGGUCCUUCGCAAGAGGAAUGUAAGAAAUCUGUGAAUCAGGCUGUUGCAGUGCCAGCCCAGUCAAAAGGUCCUCUGAAAGCAGAAACAAAGGUUUCUUUGUCUUCAUGCUCACCUUCCAAGCAAGCCAAGGCCAAGCCUAAAACCGUUCAGUCUAAUUUGAUGUGGACAGAGAAACAUCGACCUACAAAUCCAAAGGAUAUCAUAGGGAAUCAAUCACUUGUUUCACAGCUUCGAAAUUGGUUGAAAGGUUGGCAUGAGCAAUUUUCUAAUACUGGGGGAAAUAAAAAACAAGGAAAAAAGCUGAAUGACCCUGUUUCCAAAAAGGCCGUCUUGUUAAGUGGAACCCCUGGUAUAGGCAAAACAACUUCAGCGAAGCUGGUGUGUCAGGAGCUGGGUUUCCAAGCCAUAGAGGUAAAUGCUAGUGAUAGCCGUGGAAAAGCUGAUAGCAAAAUUGAAAAAGGAAUUAGUGGAAGCAAUGCAAAUUCUAUCAAGGAACUUGUAACCAAUGAGGCCCUUGGUACUAAUAUGGAUAGGUCAAAGCUGUCCAAAACUGUGCUCAUUAUGGACGAGGUUGAUGGGAUGUCAGCUGGUGAUAGGGGUGGUGUUGCUGAUCUUAUUGCUAGCAUCAAGAUAUCAAAAAUUCCUAUUAUCUGCAUUUGCAAUGACCGUUAUAGCCAGAAACUAAAAAGCCUAGUGAACUACUGCUUGCUUCUUAGUUAUCGGAAGCCUACAAAGCAACAGAUGGCAAAGAAGUUUAUGGAUGUUGCAAAGGCCGAAGGGCUUCAAGUUAAUGAGAUUGCUCUUGAGGAAUUAGCAGAAAGAGUUAAUGGAGAUAUGCGCAUGGCUCUAAACCAGUUACAAUAUAUGGGCCUCUCCAUGUCAGUUAUCAACUAUGAUGAUAUUAGGAAGCGCUUACUUACCAAUGCAAAAGAUGAAGACAUUUCACCAUUCACAGCUGUUGAUAAGCUUUUUGGUUUUAAUGCUGGAAAGAUGAAAAUGGACGAGAGGAUUAAUCUCAGCAUGAGUGAUCCCGAUCUUGUUCCUCUUCUUAUCCAGGAAAAUUAUAUUAAUUAUAGACCAAGCUCGGCUGGUAAGGAUGACAAUGGCGUAAAACGCAUGAACCUGAUUGCCCGUGCUGCUGAGUCUAUUGCUGAUGGGGAUAUAGUGAAUGUACAGAUUCGCAGAUAUCGACAGUGGCAGCUAUCUCAAACUAGUUCUGUUGCAUCAUGUAUACUUCCUGCUUCAUUAUUACAUGGGCAAAGAGAAAUACUUGAACAGGGAGAACGAAAUUUUAACCGAUUUGGUGGGUGGCUAGGGAAGAACUCGACAAUGGGCAAAAACACGAGGCUUAUGGAUGACCUGCACGUUCACAUUCUUGCAUCUCGUGAAUCUAGUUCGGGAAGGGUUACUAUUCGCUUGGAAUACCUUAGUCUUCUUCUUAAAAAAUUGACAGAACCUCUCAAAGUCCUGCCUAAGGCCGAAGCUGUUGAGAAAGUUGUGGAAUUUAUGAAUACAUACUCAAUCAGUCAGGAAGACUUUGAUACUAUAGUAGAGUUAUCGAAAUUCAAGGGUCAUCCUAAUCCACUAGAUGGCAUACUGCCUGCCGUUAAGUCAGCCUUGACAAAAGCAUACAAAGAGCAAAGCAAAACUCGGACGGUUCGAGCUGCAGAUCUAAUUAAUCUUCCUGGUAUUAAAAAGGCACCUAAGAAGCGCAUUGCUGCUAUUUUAGAACCAGCUGAUGAAGGAACGGAACAAGGUAAUGGUGGCGACGCCUUGGACGAGAGUGAAGAAGAGAACACCUCUGACAAUGAUGAGUCAGAAGACGCCACAACUGGCGAGAAGCUGAAGUCAGAACUUCAAAGUUUGAAUUCAAAGGCCAUGCACGUACAAUUUGAAUUGAAGGGAACUGGAAAUUCAAGUUCCAAGAAGGCAUCUGGUGGUAGAGGUAAAGGUGCUUCAGCAUCUGCGCAGAAGGUUGCUCAAACGUCAAAGGCUCCUGCAAAAAGAAAAAGGUGAAGAAACGUUAAACAACUUGCCUUUUCUGGAGACACUAUUUGGAAGAGUUGUAUAUGAAUCCUUUUUCUAUUCGUGUAAUUGAUGUUAGGUCUUUCCAAAUUUUGAGUUGUUUUUUUGGUAAAUUUUCUAGUAAGGAUUACAUGAGCCAAUGUAUUACUUGUGGCUUUUUUUCUUAAAUGCAGUUGAUGCCUUGUGAUAUGAUCAUAUGAAAGUACCUCUAGCUUAAAUAUCUUUUUUUACAGUUUUAUAGUACAAUUAUGAGACAGGCAAUGUUGUAUGA